UUUGUAUAAAACUGCAGUCUGACAGUCAUGUGUUGUGGAUUCAUUUGUGUUCAUCAGCUCUGUGGCAGAAGAAAACAGACACUGGUUGAAAGAAGCUUUCAAAAUGGCCAAGAAAGUGUUGAUUGUGUUUGCCCACCAGAGCUCUGGAUCCUUCAAUGCUGCAGCCAAAAGUGCUGCUGUGGAGGUUCUGGCAGCUCAGGGCUGCACAGUAGAGGUUUCUGACCUGUAUGCUAUGAACUUUAAAGCUGCUGCCACUGCUGAGGACAUCAAAGGGGACGUUAAGGAUGCUGAACACUUCCGGUAUCAGGAGGAGACCAGGCUGGCAUGGGAGGAGGGCAGGCUGGCAGAAGACAUCACUGCAGAGCAAACUAAACUCUCUGAGGCAGACCUGGUUAUCUUUCAGUUCCCCAUGUACUGGUUCAGUGUUCCUGCCAUCAUGAAGGGCUGGAUUGACCGUGUGCUCACAUGUGGCUUUGCCUUCACUAAAGAGAAGCGUUACAGCCAGGGACUCCUGAAGGAGAAGAAAGCCAUGCUGUCCCUCACCACUGGCUCUCUUGAAUCCAUGUUCAGCUCCACUGGCAUCAAUGGAGACAUGAACGUCACUCUGUGGCCAAUCCAGAACGGUAUCCUGCAUUACUGUGGCUUCCAGGUCCUGCCUCCUCAGGUCUUUUGGGCUCCUUCUUGUGCGUCUCCUGAAGCUCGUACAGCCAUGUUGGAGGGCUGGCGUUCCCGACUGCAGGGCCUGCUGGAAGAGAAGCUGCUGUCCUUCAUCUCCUUGGACUGCUUUGACCCAAAGUCUUUCCAGUUGACUCCUGAUGUUCAGGAGAAACAUGCCAGCCAGGAGUUUGGUCUGACAGUGGGCAUCCACCUGGGCAAACCUUUGCCACCCCAGAACCAGAUGAAGGCUGGAUGCUGAAGAUGUAGCUGUAAACCUGUAGUGAAAUAAAGGCUUGUACUUAAGUGUAUAUUAUCCUAA
Oryzias latipes (Japanese medaka) is the source of this 976-nucleotide messenger RNA. RefSeq names its product ribosyldihydronicotinamide dehydrogenase [quinone]. Gene Ontology annotation, molecular function: NAD(P)H dehydrogenase (quinone) activity. Lineage: Eukaryota; Metazoa; Chordata; Actinopteri; Beloniformes; Adrianichthyidae. The record is from RefSeq and is a predicted model, not a curated record. Gene Ontology annotation, cellular component: cytosol.